AUGAGCGAAGAGCAAAAGUAUCAAGGCGCACUCUACAAGAACAAGAAGGCCAAAACCACCGCAACCGACACCCCAUCCGCUCCCAAGACCAUGGCGCAGGCGGCUUACGUUAAGGACAUCGUGGAGGAAUAUCGGGACUACGACGACUAUGAGGACGACAACAGGUCUACUACUGACGCGCCUCCUCAUGCACCCACGCCUCCACCAGCCGGCGAUGGCCCUGUCAAUGUAUUCGACUUCCUUGUCGCAAACGCUACUCCCAAUGCCUCCAACACGGCCUUGCCACAGCCUGCUCCGGCAGCAGAGCCCAGUCAGAGCCGGCAACUCGUACGCUUCGACUACCAGGCCAACAGCUACACAGACCCAACAGGAUACAUGGUCGAGGAUAGUGAAGCACUCGUACAGUACGGCACGGGACCCAUUCCAGCUGGUCGCAACCCCCUAGAGACUCCCGCACCGAAAGCGGACCGAAAGAAGAAGGACAGCGACCGUGAAGUCAAGAAGGACAAGAAGCGCAAGCGGUUACACAUCGAUACCCACGACCAAAUCAUGACCGACGCACCUCCAGUUCUCCAUUCUGGCCUGACUGGUGGGCUCAAUCGCCUUAUGAGUAGACCACAUGCCUUCCCACCAUCCCCAGAUGCUUCAGGCUCUGGCGGUGAGGUUAUCGAAACACCAGCCAGCCCUCUCAAGAAGAGCAGACACUCCAAACAUUCAAAGUCCAGCCGGACAGAAGGCGGCAUCGGCAACAACCUAAUGGCCAUGCUUACCAACGGAGGAUCGAAGAAGACAAAGAAGAGGAAGGCGGUCUCGACAACAAAGACUAAGAAGCACACCUCACCUCGCCAUCGAUCCGACGGCAAGGAGCAGAAGCUCAUCGAAUACCGGCCCGCAUCUAAGGAGGGCGACAAGGAGGCCGAUGCCAGCGCGAUGGUGAUAUAUAAGCCGCGCGCCGAUCUUCUCAUGAGUUUCAUUGAGAAGGGCCCCGAUAGCGAGCGAGGAUGCAGCAUGAACAAGGCCCUCAAACGUUUCCAUCGGGAAAGGACUGCCUCUGGCAACAGCCUAGGCAAGCUAAUGGAGGAGAAGGAGUUGUGGAGAUCACUGCGGAUGCGCAAGAAUGAUCGGGGUGAGAUCGUCUUGUUCUCUAUCUAG
Messenger RNA from Phaeoacremonium minimum UCRPA7, 1152 nucleotides. RefSeq names its product putative lyar-type c2hc zinc finger protein. Lineage: Eukaryota; Fungi; Ascomycota; Sordariomycetes; Togniniales; Togniniaceae. The record is from RefSeq and is a predicted model, not a curated record. Bases 1 to 1152 code for a protein of 383 amino acids. The transcript has a single exon.